Molecule: messenger RNA, 2874 nt
Organism: Umbelopsis ramanniana AG
Lineage: Eukaryota; Fungi; Mucoromycota; Umbelopsidomycetes; Umbelopsidales; Umbelopsidaceae
Exons: 7
Coding region: 372-2765 (797 amino acids)
Molecular function (GO): hydrolase activity
Source: RefSeq, a predicted model, not a curated record
UGGCGGCGUAUCCAAGUUUGGAACAAGGAGCUAACUCCGGAACAAGUUGGAGCUAUCUCGCGAAAUCCGACCCGGGCCCACGCAUCAACAAACACGGAGCAAUCAAGCGAGGAGACUGUCAUCACUGUUGAAGGCGAUAACAUCGAAGAUAGGUUGGAGGAUAUCAGCAUAGACACCACUGUAGAUGAAGAAGAGAACUUGGUUGCAGCCGAAAACGACCCCAUAGAGCAAGUUGAUGAUUGGCUGUCGGAAUAGGUGCUGUUGUCAAGUUUGCAAAUAACGUAUAAAAAAAAAAUAACUGUUCAACAAACCCCAUCAUAAUAAAGAUCCCCUUUCCCUGUCGUUCUUGACUGAGCUCUUUUUCUUUCACAAUGCUUUUCAGCUUGCCAUCCUGGAUAGCUCUAAUUGCCACUUUACUUUGCACAUUGCGAGCCAUUUACCUCGAUAAAUGGGCUACAGCGGACCUUCAAGGCACUUCCGUGCACGAAUCACCUCGACAUGUAGAAGGCCCCAAUCGGUGGACGAUGAGCGACGGCAAUGUGGUCAUUGGCACAGAGCCCGACAACAUCUUUUAUUUUGUACAGUUAUCAGACCUGCACAUAUCACAAUUCCAGUCAAAAGGAUACACUAUUCACUUCUUGCAUUUUCUCAAGUCGGCUCUUCCAACCAUCAGCCCUGAAUUUGUCGUCGUAACCGGUGACCUGACAGAUGCAAAAGAUGCCCGCCGAAUAACGUCGUCACAACACCUAGCGGAAUGGAGGGUGUACGAGAAGGCACUUAGUGAAGCUGGCGUAGUGGAUGGAUGGUAUGAUCUUCGUGGUAACCAUGAUUGUUUCGACGUUCCCGGAUGGUACGAUGCUGCCAACAUGUACAAGGACUAUGCAGUCAGCAGCAGAAGAUUGGAGGAUGGCCAAGGUGUUUACGAAUGGGAAAUUUCAAAGGGAACUGGAAAGUACAAAUUUGUUGCUUUUGAUGCAUGCCCAAAACGCGGUCCGUCCAGACCGUUUAAUUUCUUUGGCUAUAUGCCCUCAUCAGGAAUGAAUCGUCUCGCCGAUAGUAUUAUAGGAUCCGAAGAUAAGGAACCCUAUAAUCACACCAUGGUGUUCGCACAUUAUCCUACCACCACCGUGGCCUUCGGUACCUCGGAUGAUGGAUACACAUAUACUGAUCUCGCCAACCAAUUUUCUGUGUAUUUCUGUGGCCAUCUGCACAAAUUACUAGGAGGUCUUGGAGAUUCUCUCAAAGGUUAUGACCCCAAGACACAUUCGUUAGAACUAGAACUAGGAGACAUGAAAGACCAUGCUUCCUAUAGAAUCGUCGCCGUAGACCACGAUCUUAUUUCCUUCGUCGAUGUCAACUUACCCUUACCUCAAAUCCCAUUUACGGCCCCGCAUAUACCCAAGGCUAUUGACGGGGAAUCUAUCCUACCGGAAUCCAUUGACAUGCCUCCUGUGGUUUUGAUCACCAAUCCAAAGGAAGCCAAAUGGAUCCUUCAAUACAAGGAGCCGGUAGCACGUAUUGCCCAGAGCGAAGCCCUUCGGUUUUUGGUCUUUACUCAAGAGCAAGAUCCUGAUUCACUUCGCGUUGAAAUCACAAUAGACGGCAUACAACACCCCUACCCAGCUCAAUACAAAGGUGUAGGCGACGCAAAUGGUAUUGGCCAAGGCUAUACACCGUUGUGGAUCAGUGAAUGGGACCCACAAAGCUUUAAUGACAUGGAAGAACAUACCCUUCGAAUUACGGUGACCGACAGUGCUGGACGGCAAGGGGUGGAUGAGAGCGUUUUCAAAGUCAAUGGUGCUAGAAUUGAUAUCAAUGGGGGGCCUGGAGAAUGGAUCAUCUGGACCAAGUUGUCACUCUCGCUCAAGCGAUGCUGUAUCUUGGUUAUAGGCUCUAUUCUUGCUAUUCUGCUCAUACCCAAGCUUUAUAGUGAUUAUACACCCAUUGGAUCACCCAGGUACACGGCGGCUCGCGAUCCCAUUUUGAAGCGCAUUCAUACAUUAUCAAAGGAGCCACAUACAUUGGCGAACCGUACUCGCUAUCAUGUCUGGCUCUGGACUCUUCGCUGUAUUGAUAUGCCUCGCAAUAUGCCCAUUGUGUGGGCUGGCACCCUCAUUUACACCUUGAUGCUCAUCUCCUUGCCGUGGUUCAAAGGGGAGUUCAUUCCAGUGGCUCAGAAAUCUGAAGACCGAUAUGGCCUCUUUUACCUUUUUGGCAUCCGACUUUCAGACGAAUGGGUACCACUGGCUGAUACAUGGAUGUUUGCUUUAUUCGAAGUUCCGUUUGGAUUAGCCGCUUUUGUUGUGGUCUGGAUAUGGCGCGCCACUGAUAGUGCUGAUCUCCACUGCAGCGGAACAAGUCGUAUUCGAACCCUGAAUGAACGAGCGUGGUUCAAAGCCCUCGUUGUCAUAAUGUGGUUAUGGCGAGUGUCGGAGGUACUGGCGUUAGGAAGUUUCUAUGGCGGAGUCUGGCCAACGCUGGUCCAAAACUCCAUCAUUUGGUGGUUGCUGUUUGCUGGUGUGGCCAUCGCUGCUGGCAAAGAUGGUAUCUUUGUCAGACGAUCAGUCAAGGAAAGGAAUAGCUCUAUUUGGGGACGAUGCAUAGUUUGUCAUAAAUCAACAACAGGACAGGAGGAGGAUGAUACGCGCCGCAGUCUUUUGGACAACAUGGAUGACGACCCUGGCUCCCAUAGCUCCAGCUCUUCUAGUACCACAGAAUCACUUCAAGGCCUUAAUGUCGUUAAAGUUCGAAAAUCCAGAAAGUAGACAGCUAUCUAACACAACCUUUUAAACAUGUUUUUCUUACCCCAAUAAAGUAAUCACGCUUGUACACCUUUUGCCAAAAUGAUGUCCGCAAGAUAAAACCAUAAAAAAA